UGGAAGCAUGCUCAGUUCCACUAGAAGUUAUUCAGCAAAAGACAUAAGGUCCGGUGUUAAGGAGCUUGCUGAUACAGGUCAAGUCACUAUUGGACCCAAGGUAUAUAUAAACUUUUUUUCUGAUCAUUUCAAGAGAUUAGCAUGCAAGUGAUAAUAGUUAACGAGGGAACAUGUGAUGCCCUAGUGAGUAGUGACAACUAUCAUCAAUUACCUGUUUUUAUUACCUCUCAAAGUAUCUAAAUCACUUUUUUUAAGGGGUGUAAUGUCACCAUCGAACAAAAAGAUGAUGGUAGUAUCACCAUCACACAAAGCUGGCGUGCACCAAAGGUGACAAAGGAUGAUGUUACUGUUGCCAAGAGCAAUGAGUCCAAGGGCAGAGUCAAGAACGUUGGUGCCAGUCCUGUCAAACAGGUAGCUAAAGCCACAAAUAAUGUAGCUGGUGAUGGUAAGGGGGGCUCCCUUUCACUGUAUUAGAACGUUUCUUUUUCUUAAUUAGUCUCCUAUGAUUUUCAUAUUUAUUGUUGUUUUUGUAUUCGACCUAAAAACAGGACCGACGUAUGCUACAGUCCUUACAAGAGCUAUCUUCACGGAAGCUUGUAAAUCAGUUACUCCUGAAAAGAGUGCAUAUCAUGCUGCAUAUAAUGCAAUGCAUUUAAGACUUGGUAUCAAGUUAGCAGUUGAUACUGUUGUGAAGACCUUGAAGAGUAGAGCACGCAUGAUUAGCACUUUUGAAGAAAUUGCCCAAGUUGGAACAGCAUCAGCUAAUGGAGAUAGAGAGAUUGGUGAACUUAUUGCAAAGGCUAUGGAAAGUGUUGGCAAAGAGGGAGUGAUCAUAGUUCAAGUGAGUUGAAUUUGAUCCCUACAAUGUCAAAAGUUAUUUUGUUUAAUUUUAUAGGCCGACUCCGAGAUUUUUUUGGAGAAAUAGAAAAAUUAGUAAGGAUUUUAAUUUAAAAAUUCUUUGAUAAUUUUGGAGGUCUAAGUGUAUAUAUAUUAUUUUUCGAAAUUUUGGGAACCAUAUACAAAUGUUUUAUUUGUCUAUAUUCAGGACACCGACUAAUUUUAUUCUUCCAUCUCUCUUGGUAUAGGGUGGCAACACUUUGUUUAACGAGAUGGAAGUUGUUGAGGGUAUGAAGAUUGACAGGGGAUACAGAUCCCCACUAUUCAUUACAAACGAGAAAUACCAAACAUGUGUAAGGAUCAGGAUCCAAACCUUGAUGUUUUUUAAUCAGUUUUAAGGAAUAUUCACAAGAAUUGAUAUGGUUUGCAGGAGCUAGAAGAUCCUCUCAUUCUCAUCCACGAGAAGGAAAUUACUAGUCCUGAUUCUACGUCUACAGUUUUAGAGUCGGCUCUCAGGGUAUAAGUAAUUCAAUAAUGCAUACUGACCCAAACCUUGUUACUUUAUCAGUUUAAUGUCUUGAUAUGGUUUAUCAGUUUGUUAAUUAUCCUCUCCCUUACAUCCACGACAACAAAGUUCACGAUAUUGAAUCUCUGUCUAAAGUCUUAGACUUGGCCCUCAAGGUAUAUAAAUCAUUUGUUGAAUUUCAGUUAUGUCUAAGUUAUUUUGUAUAUGAAUAUAUAUUUUUCUCUGAUCUUAUUUUUUCAGAAACAAAGGUCGCUUCUGAUCGUUGCGGAGGAUUUGGAUAGCUUUUCUGUUGCUGGGCUAGUUUGGAAAACCCCUCGUUCUAAACAUGUUGCUAGGCUAGGGCUAAGUUGGAAAACACCUCCUGGUGAAAUGAAGGUUUUUCUUUUCAGCAUUUUUGUUAUAUGUUCUUAGUAUUAUCUUUAUUUGCUUGGUUUAAUUGUAAAUGCCAUCACAUUAUAUAUAGAUCUGUGCUGUGAAGGCCCCUGGUUUUGGAGAAAACCGUAGGGCUUAUAUGCACGAUCUAGCUACCCUCACAGGAGCCCAGGCAAGACUAUUUUAGUAUCUGCCAAGCUUACACUAAUUGCAUGCAUGAUGUGUAGUAAUAUUUCUUUGAUGAUCUCAAUUUACAGGUAAUAACAGAAGAGAGAGGUAUGAGUCUUGAGAAAAUCGAACUCGGUAUGCUAGGAACCUGCAAAAAGGUUCGUUUGGCUCAAUUCCUAUGUACCUUCGAAAGCAUUUAUAUCACAUCUAGAAGCUGAUCUGCCCAUAGCAAAAUGAAACAUUGGUCUUGAGCUCCUAAAUUUUUAAAGUUAAUGUAAAUAGGCUUAUUCUUCCAAAUUGUUAAAAGAAAAAUUUAUUAAAUACUAAAUGGUCUAUGAUACCCAAAAUCUCAGGACAGCCUUAAUCAUAUGAUCUUCAUUUGUGAACAGGUAAUUGUAUCCAAAGACAACACUGUUUUUAUUGGUGGGGCUGGUGACAAGAAAUAUAUUGGAGAACGAUGUGAACAGGUAGGGUUUAUACUUCUCACAUAUUAAAUAUCAUGUAGCAGAGUCAGUGAUCUGCUUUGACUCUUUUUUUCUUUUCUUCCAAAUGGGAAGGAUGUUAUAUGUUCUAAAUCAAAUAAUAAUGCUAGAUACGAUCCAUGGUUGAAGCGAACGAGUCUGACUAUGACAAGGAUAUGUUACAAGACAGGUUGGCUAAGCUUUCUGGGAGUAUUGCUGUAAUAAAGGUAGUGAAACUAAUCUGUUGCAACACACUACUGGACUCAAUAUUUUUUGAUGCAUAUAACUAAUGAUGGGAUGGCUUUUAGAUCGGAGGAACGAGUGAGAGAGAAGUUAGCGAAAAGAUAGAUAGAGUAAACAAUGCUCUAAAUGCAACCAAAGCAGCUUUAGAAGAAGGUAUUGUUCCAGGCGGUGGUGUUGCUCUUCUGUACGCGUCAAAAGAACUUGAGAAGCUUUCCACAAAUUACACUAGUCAAAAAGACGGUGUCCAAAUCAUCCAAAACGCUCUCAAGGUUUUUUUUUCUCUCAUCACAAAAUUUCUUCAUCUCCAACUUAGAUACCUUUGUGAAUCUUGAACACUAAAUAAUACUUUGAUGCAGAUACCUGUUUACACUAUUGCUUCCAAAGCUGGAGUCGACGGUAAAGUCAUCGUUGACAAGCUUUUGGAAUCAAACAAUCCUGACAUCGGUUAUGAUGCUGCUAAAGGUAGCUCACAGUCUGCUUGCCCUUGGUCCACCUUGUUAUAUUGAACUAACUUCUGUUCCCAUAUAUAUAUUCAGGAGAAUACGUGGAUAUGGUGAAGUCUGGUAUUAUCGACCCUGUGAAAAUGAUCAGAACCGCAUUGGUUGAUGCUGCGAGGGACUCAAAUGGUCUGAAAAUUUAUUGUCAUUUUUUGUAGUUUAAUUUAGUGCCUUUUUUUGCUAAUCUUUGUUAUUCUAUUGGUUAGUGUCUCGCUUUUGUUGACUACGACGGAAGCAGUUGUGACCGAGAUUCCAACAAAAGAAGAUGCGUCUCCCGUUAUGGGUGGUGGUUAUGGGUGUAUGGGUUUCUGAUGAGGACCCUACACGCUAGCUAGGUUACUGGAAAUUGGUGUGAGAUUAUAUGGUUGCUUCAUCCACAAGGCAUUCUAGGACCCUAAGAUUUUUCCAUGAUUUCUGGAUAUUCCAAGCUAACAAUCUUUUAUAAAAUCUGUUAAGAUAUUUUGUAUAUACAAAUUCUUUUGUGUUUUUUUACAGCUUGACGAUGAGGAUUUUUUAUAUCAAAAUCACAUAAACAUACAUAUAACCUUGACACUACAGUACUACACUCUAAUUCUGUUUUUUUUUUUCCUGUUUUAGAGAUGACCUAAGUUAUUAAUUAAAACUAGAUAACUUAUAUUGUACGAAAGAUUUCUUUCUAACUUAGUGCAUAGUUUUCUUGUAUGAGGGUUUAUGCUUAAGAAGAACCAAUAUUUGGGAGUUGGGAUGAAGGAUGCUGCGCUAUCAGCUAUGCUUAUCUUUUUGGGAAGCACCUGCUACAAAAUACAAACCCUCUGGCUCCAGAAGUUGUUCACAUUUUGAGAUCAGGCUUGUAAGCGUAUUUGGUUCCUUGGAGUUCCACAUCUGAUUCGAACUAUUGAAUAGCUGCUGAUACUGUCUUUGCUAAUAAGCGGCAUUUAACCACAUAAUGGAAUGGGCCACGUUUGAUUGGGCUUGUUUUGUUAACAACUAAGCCCGAGCAAGAAAACCAUAGCCCCAACUAUUUACUUGCUAAUUACGGCUCACCGUCCGCGACUCUAGGGUAUCAAGCUUUCCAGCUAUCGGCAGACUUCAACAUCUACCACAUGGCGACGCAAAUCAGAGGGAAGAAAAAGUUUGUAGCGGACGGUAUAUUCUACGCCGAAUUGAAUGAGGUUUUGACAAGAGAGCUUGCAAAAGACGGUUACGUUGGUGCAGAAGUUAUGGUUACAACGACUGAAGAAGUUGUAACUAAGAUUUCAAAGAUAGAAGAAGCGUCUCCAGCUAUGGGAGGUGGCGUGGGCGGUGAGGGAGAAAAGGGUUCUACAAAAACAAAACAGUGAAGGGAUUUCUUAUGAGAAUCCUAAACCCUAGCUAGGUUACUUUUGAAAACUGUUGCGAUAUCAUAUGGUUUGCUUCAUCCACAAGGCACUAGUUUUUUUUUUCCCUAUAUUGUCACAUUCGAUUAUUAAAUUAUUUUUAAAUAAGUAUUUUUGUUGGAUCAUACAAGUCUUUUGUGUUAUAUCUUCCUAGCUAGUUCCAAUAUUCGUCAGAUUAUAGUUCAUGGAAAUCUUCAAGGAGGUUUCGCAUGGAGAUAUCUCUUUCUUACCAACCUUCACCAAACCCUAAUCUCUUAUUAAUACAAAAUACGUGGUUCAAUUAACAGACUCUAAAUCCAAAAAAAAAAAAAGAUUUUGCCAAAUGUAGCAUGUAGAACGAAACAAAAGAUGAUAAACUAAAUAAAAAUGUGGCCCCCGGCCCGGGCCCCGAACGUUUCACUCCACAAAGAAAUGUCAUGAACACAAAAGCCUCUUCUUUUGUCUUCACUUGUUUGUCCGUACCAUAAUAUAAUUAUAGCAGUUAACCACAUUCAAUUACUCUACUAAUAUUUUAGAUUAAUUUACAGCUGGAUAAACAGGAAGAAGCGAGUUGAUUUGAUUUGGUUAGUUGGUCAAACUCUCAAUUUGACCACACAACCCAUGUGUUCGAGCUUUCGUGGAAGCUAAAAGAAGCAUAAAUCCAUUCAACUAUAUGACAAAAAUAAACAAAGAACAAUAAAGAAUGUUCCUACUCAUCCAGUUCAAAAUACAUUGUCAGUUUGUCACAACUUACUAGAAUUAUUUUGGGAAAUCUAAUUAGUAGUAAGAUAAAGAAGAAGCUUGAUGAUGAAUUAGCUUAACGAGAAAAAACUAAAUCUGUUUAGGCAAGAAAGUUAAUGUCUCGUUUGAUUACACACUUCCAAAAGUUUUUGUUAAACUACAAGUAAUCAUGGAUGUAAUUUGAGAACGCUCCACGUUAUUUAUUUUUUAAUCUUUAUACAUCCUCUCCGCGACAUGGCCGUCUAUUGGAAUGUUUCCUCGUGCUCAGGGAAUGUUUCUUCAUAUUUUAUUUAUAAAAUUUGCAAUGUUCAAAGUUCUCGAUCAACAAAACUCAUGUGAUGAAAUUAAAAUAUCAUAAACGUUGAAAAAAUAAACACUCAAGCGAAAUAUAACAUGUGUGUCUACUACUAUUCAUUAAAGAACACCUUUUUAUAAAAAGAGAAAAUUUAAACAAAGAUCUACCAUACAUAAUAGCCAAAAAAGAAAAAAAAAAGAAGUCAAAGUAUAUGAAGAUCCUAGUCAUCUAAUCGUACGGCUGUGAACAGAGGUGUACAUAUCACUAAAAUAAAAUUGCAACAUGGAAUCACGCACCAAAGCAUACUUUUAAAAUCGACAUUGGAACCGCGUCUUCUUUACUCUUUCUGCAAGAUUGUCGUGUGAGAACAGUGAACAUACUCACACUUCAACUCUUAAGCUUCGGUCUCUUCUUCUCUCUUCAUCUUUCUUUGGAUUCUGUAUCUAUUUCUGAAUCCAGCCAGAGCCAAAAGGUCAGAUCCUUGUUUCCCUUUUAACAUGUAAAACUAAUGGUCUUGUUCUUAAAUUAGAUCCUAGAGAUUUAGUUCUCAGAAUCUUGUUGUUUAGUCUUUUAUGUAUAUUAUUGUUGUAGGUUUUGGACUAUGAAUGAUCCACGGGUGAGAUCGUUCCAGAUCAGUCCUGGAGACUUAGAGGCUGCUCAGCUUGAUGAUCUCAUAAGGGAGAUAGAGCAGAAGAGCCUCUUUUACCACCAAGAGAAGAAAAAGUUGUUGAGAGCUCGUUAUAUCUAUGGAACCAUCUUCUUGAUUAUAAAUCUGUGCGCUUGGUUCAUCCGAGACUAUGCACAAAAGGCUCUGACCUUGCUUCCACGUAAAGUCAUUAUCUUUUGGGAUCUAUCUUAUGUUAAUUUUGACAUCUUUAAUGUAGAAUCUAAUGUUAAAGCAGAUGUUAGUAGUUGUGGACCAGAAGGAAGUCAUUGUUUCCAUACUCUUGGGGUACUCAGAGUGAGUCUUGGAUGUUUCAUAUUUUUCCUCAUUAUGUUCCUCUCAACAUGGAACACAAUGAAACUCCACCAAGCUCAAAACACUUGGCACUCAGACAAUUGGUCCUUCAAGUUUCUCCUGCUGGUUUCAGUCAUGGUUGCUUCUUUCUUCAUACCUCAGCUUUACAUCCAAAUUUACGGAGAAAUCGCGCGUGUUGGUGCAGGGAUAUUUCUUGGACUUCAACUAAUAAGUGUGAUUGAAUUCAUCACUUGGUGGAAUAACUACUGGAUGCCUAAUAACCAAAGCAAGCAAAGCUGCUCUUUUGGUUUUGUCAUGUCAAUAGUUUUCUACAUCGGCUCUGUUUGUGGGAUCGCGGUGAUGUACUACUUCUAUGUAGCUUCAACUGCUUGUGCCCUCAAUAUAUUCUUUAUCUCAUUGACUGUUAUUCUUCUAAUCAUUAUGAUGGUUAUGUCCUUACAUUCCAAGGUGAAGAGCAGCCUUAUGUCAUCUGGGAUUAUGGCUUCCUACAUUGUGUUCUUAUGUUGGUCUGCCAUCAGAAGCGAACCUUCACAUACCAAAUGCAAUGCGCAUACCCAAAACGGUCAUACCGAUUGGAUUACAGUACUGAGUUUCCUUAUAGCUAUAGGAGCCAUUGUGAUGGCAACAUUCUCAACCGGGAUCGAUUCAGAAUCCUUCAGCUUCCAGUUCCGUAAAGACGAAGCUAAAGAAGAAGAUGAUAUUCCAUAUAGCUAUGGAUUCUUCCAUCUUGUGUUUUCCUUAGGAGCAAUGUACUUUGCUAUGUUGUUCAUCAGCUGGAACCUCGAGCAUUCAGCUCGGAAAUGGAGCAUGGAUGUUGGGUGGACAAGCACAUGGGUGAAGAUAGUGAAUGAGUGGUUUGCCGCAGGGAUAUACCUGUGGAAGUUGAUUGCACCUAUUGUGAGACAGCCUAGGGUUCAUGAGCAACCUCAGCCAACAACAACAGAAGUCAGCAGAUAGAUAGGUGGAGUGAAUUAUCACUGUCAUUGCUCAAUUUUUGAAGUUAAUACAGAAACAGUUCCAUCUCCAUUUUCUAAAAAGCUUUUUUUUUACCAAGUUUAUUCACUUUUUUUUACCUUAAUGUGAUUCCAUAAAGAACAUAAUCAAAUGUACAAUUUGUGGUGAAGUCAGAACAAAAGAAAAUAUUUUCUUCGAUAAUUCAACUAGAUAUUAAAGAUAUAUAGAUUCUAUGAUUCUUGAAACUCUGUAAUAAUUGCAUUGUGGAUGUUAUGUAAGCAAGACAUCAAAGAGUAAUGACAUAAAAAAACAGCUGGAUCGAUUUCAUGAACUUUGUAUCAUGAUGUUUCACUGUUGCAAAAGAAUAAGAAUCUCGUUGUCUUAUUAAUACUGAUCAAUAUUCCUUGUCAUUUAGAUGUUCUGCAACAAAGAAAACAAAACGCAUAAUCUUCCACAUUUAAAUUUAUCUUUGACGACAGCAACAGAUGUGGUUACUAAAUUAACGGUUAGAAAAUAAAAAUAUUUAAGAAAGUAAACCUAUUUAAAAUAGAAUCCAGCUUGAGUUAUGAGACACUAAGAGCAUCAUUGAGAUACCAUAAAAGAUCUCUUAUAUAAUUUUUGGACAAUAAAAUAAAUGAUGGCCAUUAAUAAAUUGACAGCAAGAAAAUAAGUUUCUUCCCACAUACAUAUAUUCCUUUGAAGAAGAGACGUCCCUCUCUCUUUCUUUCCUGUUUUGUAUUCUUUUUAAUUAUUUUUUUAUUGUUCAGAAACGUUUUGAGAAACCAUUGAUGCUCACGCUCUGAUGAAGUCUUUUAAAUCUGCCAAAAGGAGCCCAAGCACAAAACUAGAGGUAUCCAAGACCAUUGUUGACUUUGUUCUGAGACACUAAUGAAGUCUUUGAAAGUCUGCCAAACGGAGCACAAACAUCAAUAGAGGCAUUCAAGAAACCAUUUGUUGACUUAGGUCUGAGAAACCUAUGAACUAUGAAGUCUAUAAAUCUGUAGAGACAUACACAAUUCAUUAAAAGAAAAAUGAAGCUUGUAUUUAUUUUUCUGUAUCUUAUACUUUCUUUGCAUUUUGAGUCGAGUGAAGCUAAAUGCCACAAAAACACCGUAGCUUUUCAAAACAACCUUACUCUUAGCAAAAGUGUGCUCAAAGUUCAUUGCAAAUCCAGAGACGAUGAUCUAGGGGACCAUUUCCUGAGAUUUCAAGAUGCUGCAUACAAUUUUAGUUUUCAUGAUCAUUUCAUUCUGUACACAAGAUUCAAAUGUAUCUUGUCGAAGGGUGCUAAUCUUGAAUACCAUAAGACUUUUCUAGGAUAUGAAGCAGAUAAGUAUAGAAGAUGUGGCGCGUUAUACGCAUGGGAAGCACGAGAUGAUGCUAUUUACUUAUCAACAAAGGAUGAGCCGACAAAGCUCAUGUAUAGUUGGGAUAAAGAUUAAUGUUCUAACUACUAAGUUCUUAUUUCAUCUUACGGGCUAGCUAUGUUGCCUCUUUCUUGGUGCUUGAAUAAACACCAAAAGCAAAAGAAUAAGAAUUUCGUUUUCUUAUUAUUUUUUCUCAAUAUUUCUCACCAUACCACUUGUGUGCCUGGACUAGUGACUAAGUGGGUUUUGUUGCGCUCCUACUUUUCCCGGUAGAGAAAGUGGAUUAAACAUGUUUCAUUUUAAGGUCAAAGACUGGCUCGGGUUGAAAAGUGAUAUUAAAGCCGAAGGCCAACUUUUUUUCUUGCAAUAACAAAAAAGGUAUCACCAUUAGUAGGUUCCGUAACAAAGGAACAAAACGUAGAAAUUUUUCUUUUUAAAUUAACAUUUAAAUUUCUCUUUGAGGAUAGCAACAAAUGUGGUUACUGAAUUUGACGGUUAGGAAAUAAAACUAUUAAGAAAGUAAAUACUCCCUCCGUUAAAGAACAUAAAUUGUUUUAAAAUUAUGCACAUAGAUUAAGAAAAUCACUAAUUUCUUAUAUUUUUUGAAACAAAAACAUCAUUAAUUAUUUACCUAACCACAAUUCAACCAAUAGAAAAAUAAAAAAUAUAUUAUCAUUGGUCAAACAACAUUAAUUAUUAAUAAAUAUUACAUAGAAAACUGAAAACGACAUAUAAUUUGGAACAAAAAAGUUUUUCUAAAACGGUUUAUAUUGAAAAACGGAGGAAGUAUAUUUUAAGUACAAUCCAGCUCAAUUUACGAGACACUAAUGAAGUCUUUAAAAGUCUGCCAAAUAGAGCACAAACACCAAUAGAGGUAUCUCAAGAAACCAUUGUUGACUUUGGUCUGAGAAACCUAUGAAUGAAGUCUAUAAAUCUGUAGAGACACACACAAUUAAUUAAAAUAAAAAUGAAGCUUGUAUAUAUUUUUCUGUAUCUUAUAUUUUCUUUGCAUGUUGAGCCGAAUGAAGCUAAGUGUCUUAAAAACACCGUAGCUUUUCAAAACAACCUUACACUUAGCCGUAGUAUUCUCAAAGUCCAUUGCGAAUCCAGAGAUGAUGAUCUAGGCGAGCAUUCUCUUGAAUUUCAAGGCAUUGCAUACAGUUUUAGUUUUCAUGAUAAUGUCAUUCUUUUUACAAGAUUCAAAUGUAUCUUGCGGAAGGGGGCUAAUUUUGAAUAUCAUAAAGACUUUGUGGCAUAUGAAGGAGCUGUGUUUCGUGAAUGUGGCCUGUUAUACAUAUGGGAAGCACGAGAUGAAGCUAUUUACCUUUCAAAAAAUGGCGAGCCGAUGAAGCUCAUGUAUAUUUGGGAUAUAGAUUAAUGGUCUAACUAAAGUUCUUAUACCAUCUUAUAAGAUAGCUAUGUUGCCUCCGCUUUCUUAGUGUGCUUGAAUAAACACCAAAAUGGAGUAUAAGAUGUAUGAUCUCUAUUUGCUUUAUGUAAAA
Molecule: messenger RNA, 10276 nt
Organism: Brassica rapa (field mustard)
Lineage: Eukaryota; Viridiplantae; Streptophyta; Magnoliopsida; Brassicales; Brassicaceae
Product: probable serine incorporator
Cellular component (GO): membrane
Source: RefSeq, a predicted model, not a curated record